AUGAAGAAAAACGCGCAAAUAAUAAUUUUCUUCCUCUUUGGAUUGCUGAGCUGUACAUGCGGAGCUGAAGGAAACGUCAACCCACCCAACAACAAUGGAAAUAAAGGAAACGGAAAUGAUAACAAUGUACCAACGUUCAUUGGAGGAAAUAACAAUAACGUGAACGAUAAUGGUGAUGACAUUUUUAAUAAAAAUGGAAAGGAUGUGUCCCGAAAUGAUGGUAAUCACGCGGAAAAUCCAAAUGACAAGAAAAACGAAAAUGGUAGCGGUUCAAAUGAGAAGAAUUCCGUAGAAAAUGCAGACAAUGGCAGCGGAAAAUCUGAUGCGAAUACCAACCAAAAUGGUGAAGAUGCAAAUAAAGUAGAUGAAGCAUCUUUAAAGAAAAUUCUCAAAAUUGUUGAUGAAAUGGAAAAUGUUCAAGGACUCCUGGAAGGAGAUUACAGCAUUUUGGAUAAGUACAGUGUGAAAUUAGUUGAUGAUGAUGAUGGAGAAACGAAUAAAAAAAAAAUGAUUGGAGAAUAUGACUUGAAGAUGUUAAAAAAUAUUUUAUUGUUCAGAGAAAAAAUUUCCCGAAAUUGUGAAAAUAAAUACAUUACAAUUUUACCAGAACUCCUUAAAAAAUGCUCAAAUGUAGAUGACCCCAAAUUAAGUAAAGCCAGUGAAAAGAUUAAAAAGGGAUUAACAAAAAAUAAUAUAAGUAUUGAAGAUUUUGUGAUAAGUAUGUUAGAAGAUUUAUUUGAUAAAAUUAAUGAAAAAUUUAUUAAAGAUUAUUCAUUUGAUUUAAAUGAUUAUCUAAUUGAUUUCGAACUCAUUAAUUAUAUUAUUAUGCAAGACACAUCGGAUUUGAUCAAUGAUCUUCUGAACAUGUUAAAGUCUAUGAAUUUCAAAUUGGAAUCUGCAUCCUUGGAUAAAAUGGUUAAAAAUGCACAAUCAGGAAUGAACUUAAAUUCCAAAAUGAAAGAAGACAUAAUUCAAUUACUUAAGAAAUCCUCUGCCAAAUUUUUUAAAAUCGAAAUUGAUAGAAAGACCAAGAUGAUAUACCCAGUACAAGUUACACACAAAGGUGCCACCAUGAAACAAUUCGCCCUUAACUUCCUUGAGAAAAAUAAUGUAUGUGAACAUAAAAAGUGCCCAUUAAACUCCAACUGCUAUGUCAUAGAUGGAGAGGAAGUCUGUAGAUGUCUACCCGGAUUUAGCGAUGUCAAAAUUGAUAAUGUUAUGAACUGCGUUAGAGAUGAUACCGUUGACUGUAACAACAACAACGGUGGUUGUGAUGUGAAUGCAACUUGUACUCUUAUAGAUAAGAAAAUUGUGUGUGAGUGUAAGGACAACUUUCAAGGAGAUGGAAUAUACUGCUCCUACAGCAUUUUUAACUCCAUCAACAAUUUCAUUUUCCUGAUUUUGUUGCUUUUGUGCUUGUAUCUGUUCUAA
Molecule: messenger RNA, 1431 nt
Organism: Plasmodium knowlesi strain H
Lineage: Eukaryota; Apicomplexa; Aconoidasida; Haemosporida; Plasmodiidae
Product: merozoite surface protein 8, putative
Exons: 1
Coding region: 1-1431 (476 amino acids)
Source: RefSeq, a predicted model, not a curated record